GUGCAGAGGCAGAAGAUGGUUUUUCUGACAACUAAAAUAAUGCAAAGGACUGCGCUCUUUGUGACGUUCGGGGGUUUCGUUACUUCUCUCAUCACCACUUUCCUUCCCUUGUGGAAGACAAUGAACUCCGACCUGAACGAAGUGGAGAACUGGUUCUCUGGGCUGUGGCACACCUGCCUCUACACAGAGGAGGUGGGAAUUCAGUGUAAGGCCUAUGAGUCUGUCCUGGGACUCCCGAUGGACUUGCAGGUCUCCAGGGUGCUCAUGUCAGUGUCUAUAGGCACUGGAGGCUUAGCUCUAUUGGCUUCUUUCCCAGGUCUGGAAGGGGUUGAGAUGUGUGUUGGGCAGCCUGGCCACAAAAGAGUGCUCCUCAUCCUCAGUGGGGUGCUAACCUGGGUGUCGGGCCUCACCACUCUGGCUCCUGUCUCUAUCGUGGCCUACACGACAGUGGUGGAAUUCUGGGACGAGAGUUACCCUGAUGUGAUGCCUCGCUGGGAGUAUGGGGAGGCAAUGUUCUCUGGAUGGUUUGGAGGUUUGGCUCUGGUCAUUGGAGGGACCCUGUUCUUUGUAGCCGUGUGCAUGGGGGACUACGACCAGCGGCUGCAAAGUGUCCAAAUCAGCCCACAUGUGAAGCAUAGGACACAGCAGUACCUGAAAACAGAGGUUUUAUAG
Messenger RNA from Toxotes jaculatrix (banded archerfish), 672 nucleotides. It is a transcript of the gene cldn26, whose product is annotated as claudin 26. The coding region runs from base 16 to 672 and encodes 218 amino acids. Gene Ontology annotation, biological process: bicellular tight junction assembly; cell adhesion. The transcript has a single exon. Gene Ontology annotation, cellular component: plasma membrane; bicellular tight junction. The record is from RefSeq and is a predicted model, not a curated record. NCBI's taxonomy places the organism in Eukaryota, Metazoa, Chordata, Actinopteri, Toxotidae. Gene Ontology annotation, molecular function: structural molecule activity.